AUGACACAGGCGCAGAAGACGACUGCAAGAUCAUGCAGCAGCUGUUUGGGAAGUUGGGUGUGCGCUGGAAGUACUAUAUCAUUGAUCCAGCCAACAGUGGGUUUGCUUUCUACCUCCAACAAGAGCUCCAUAAAAUGCUUGAUCAUUGCAACUCUUUCAAACCGGAGGAUACCCUUGCAGUGUUCUAUUAUUGCGGCCCUGAAUCUUGUGUCUGGAAAGUAUAGCAUUCCCUGGAUAACUCUCCAGUCGCAGCUAUUUGGGGACCCCAACCGAUCGGACAACGAUACUCUAGUUAUACUAGACUGUUGUUAUUCUGGACUAGCAACUCGCAGUGGAGCUAGUUGCGCCCACCAGGUUUUGGCUGCCUGCCUGCCCCACGAAAUAUCAAAGCGUCGGGCGCCAAACAGCGUUUCGUUUACGCAGCGAAUCUGGAGGGCCGCAUGCCACUUCUUUUAUCAAAAAACCCUUUCAACAGCCCAGCUUUACCAGCAAUUGAUGGAGGAUUUGCCAAAGGCAGCACCCGAGCCGAUUUUGAAGACUUUUGGAGGAAACAGACCCAUAACGUUUGUCUUCACACCCAAAGUAAAGGGAAAGCCAGGAGGGCUGCCCACAAUCCUCGUACGCCUUCCAACUCAAACACGAGAGAAGAAUGUCCUCGCCAAGUUAACCCUAAGCGGCGACACUAAAGUCUUCCCGGUUAUGUUCCAGGCCGCAAUCAGGACUCUCCCUCCAGAUAUGAAGGUCGAUAUUAUGGAUUGUUUUGAGACCGAUGACUCGGUUUUCUUCAUUUUGAGAAUGACCUUCGAGUGCCUGGCACUCUGGGAGAUGGUUGUCAAUUUAGAUAAGAUUGGUUCUAUCAUUGGGCCCUCCCUAAUGACCAAGCCAAAGCCUCAUCAGCCCCAACAGCCUCUAGACCCUUAG
Molecule: messenger RNA, 921 nt
Organism: Penicillium taxi
Lineage: Eukaryota; Fungi; Ascomycota; Eurotiomycetes; Eurotiales; Aspergillaceae
Exons: 1
Coding region: 1-921 (306 amino acids)
Source: RefSeq, a predicted model, not a curated record